Messenger RNA from Lactuca virosa, 453 nucleotides. The record is from the annotation of a GenBank genome assembly. Lineage: Eukaryota; Viridiplantae; Streptophyta; Magnoliopsida; Asterales; Asteraceae.
AUGGAAGGAAGUUCCACUAAUGAUCAAAGCACAACUAUAGAAACAACUUCAACAGUUGCAUCACCGGUGACUACGCCUCCACUGAUCGGUAGUGGGGGCAGCAUGGUUCUUGACACCGAUGAAGUGGGGUUGGAAGCUAGUUUCUUGAAUUCUCAUUCAAAAGUUGAUAUCGUCGAUAUGUUGAGGAAACACACAUAUAAAGAUGAGCUAGAACAAAGUAAGAGAAGCUGCAGCUUAAACAAAACCCCUUUUACAAACGGGUUUAGAUCGGGUGACAACUUGGUCAACGCCCGGGAACAACUUUUUGAGAAGACAGUCACCCCCAACGACGUCGGAAAACUGAACCGGCUAGUGAUACCAAAGCAGCACGCAGAGAAGCACUUCCUGUUGCAAAGCGUAAGCACUUCCAAAGGAGUUCUUUUACAUUUCGAAGACAUCGAGAUGAAAGUAUGA